AAAAGGCCGCGCUUGAAUUUCGAGUAAAACGGAAAUUCCGACACCCGUCUUUACCUGCGAUGGCAUCCAUUGCUAGCCCUUCCCCUGCUCACCUCCUUUCUCCCUUCCUUCCCCUUCCGUCUCUUUCCUGGACCAGCCCUUCCGUCAUCCCUCCGACCCUAGCUCUCGCCCGUUCGCUCGCCGUCAGGAUAUCAGGCCGCUCUGUGGAGUCCCCGCAUGGGGUCCAUUUUGGGCAUUCCAAGUGGAGAAUUGCAUAUCGAACGGUGGAGGACAGCGACCUUGAAGGCGAGGGGAAAGAUUUUAUCUUCGACCAGGCGGUCUUUUUGUUCAACUCCGGCGAUUACUAUGCCUGCCACGACGUUCUGGAAGCUAUCUGGAACGAUGCGCAGGAGCCCAUCCGAACUAUCAUCCAUGGGAUUCUUCAGUGUGCCGUCGGAUUCCACCAUCUGUUUAACCAGAACCAUAGGGGAGCUAUGAUGGAGCUUGGAGAGGGCUUAUGUAAGCUUCAAAAAAUGAACUUCAGUAAUGGACCAUUUUAUCAAUUUGAGCAAGAGAUUUCUGAAGUUCAAAAUUUCAUAUAUAAGACUCAGUUAGAACUAGCUACUUGUAUGGACGAUUCCUCCUUGACAAUGGAUGAUUUAAAGAGAUCUUACCAACCGCUGGGCAGCUUUGGCACAAGGCCAGAACUGUAUGUUCUAGAAGGCAAUGCUGAUGGCACCUUCUACAUAAGUUUUGAUCCCAAGGGAUUAUACAUCUCAAGCACGCCUUCUCGUGUGAAGGUGCCCAUUCUCAAAGCAACAAAAGCACAUUUAAUUGCAUGGGAAUGUGAAUGAUUUGUGUCAUUUGGUCCCACCACAAUUCAACAUGUUAAGUUGUCAUUCCCUUCAGAUGAACAUGCCAGACGAUGGGGUUUUGCUGAUGCUUGCUUCUCUAUCUGUAUUGUGACUUUAGUGUACAAUCUGGUGAACAAUGGUUGCUUUCCAUCUAUUAGGUAGAAAAAUCAUGUGAUGGAAGCUUACAUAAAACAAUUAAGUUGAAUGUGCUGAGAAUGAGCUCUAGGCUAACUAUUCCAUGACUUCAAAUGUAUCCAAGUGGGAAACACAAAUUAUUUCAUGUUAUAGGGCCUAAAAGAGCCAUCAUAAGUUUAUAACAUGAACUGCCCUAUAAACACUCAAACGUUUCCAAUUUUCUAUUUUCUUAUUUUAAUUCCAUUCUAACUAUUUUUAAAUCAUUUUUCAA
Nymphaea colorata (pocket water lily) is the source of this 1239-nucleotide messenger RNA. RefSeq lists its product as uncharacterized. The transcript has 3 exons. The record is from RefSeq and is a predicted model, not a curated record. NCBI's taxonomy places the organism in Eukaryota, Viridiplantae, Streptophyta, Magnoliopsida, Nymphaeales, Nymphaeaceae. The coding region runs from base 60 to 833 and encodes 257 amino acids.